AUGCUUUGGAGAUUCCUGCAUUCAUCGUCUUUUCAGAGUUACCUCCACGGUGAGGACCCCUGCUCACUUGUACUUUACUCGGAAAAGUCAGAGAAAUUAUGUGCAGCUAUCUGCGGCAGACUAUUGUCACAUGGAUUCGACAUCAUUCUUGUCGCAAUAAACACGACUCAGCAUAAUGGCCUGAAAAAGCACUUACAAACAGCAUACCCCAGGAAAUAUAUCAAUCACUUUGACGCGCAUACUGAAAGCUCAGAGGAAACAAUACAAUUGGUACUAGACACCACACGGACACGAAAUGUCACUCUGCUCGUCAGCUGUAUCGAUGCGAACGUGUGUUCGCCUUUAGAACGGACCGAGCCGCUUCGACUAGGACCAUCCAUCAACAUCUUCCUUGACAUCCAGAAGCUAGUUAUUCCGCUUCUAACUCGAAAUGAACCAUCUGGGUUGCUGCUAACUGCUGGCACACUGUCACCAACCUUCUCCGCCGGUAGAGAAUUUCUUGAGUCAUAUACCUCCGGACUUUCUCGACAGCUACAGUCUCUAGGACGUGACAAGGUGCACGUCACCCUCAUGGACUAUUAUGGAUCGGAAACGAAAUCACUCGGGAAAGGGACGAUUUUUUCGCCGUCUGUAGACGUACUCGCGGACUCUAUUUUGCAUGCACUUGGCUGA
Molecule: messenger RNA, 672 nt
Organism: Fomitiporia mediterranea MF3/22
Lineage: Eukaryota; Fungi; Basidiomycota; Agaricomycetes; Hymenochaetales; Hymenochaetaceae
Exons: 4
Coding region: 1-672 (223 amino acids)
Source: RefSeq, a predicted model, not a curated record